Messenger RNA from Adineta steineri, 966 nucleotides. Lineage: Eukaryota; Metazoa; Rotifera; Eurotatoria; Adinetida; Adinetidae. The record is from the annotation of a GenBank genome assembly.
AUGUAUUUCGAUAAACUUGCUGUAAAACGAAAUUUAUCACUUUCAUCUUUAUUAGAAAUACUUUCCGAUGUACUCUAUCGUUAUUCAAAACAUGAUUCAUCAAUUGAACAACCUUUACGUUCAAUUUUAUCCAUCGGUAAUCAACAAAAUGCACUUUUAAAUUUACCAUGUAUUGAUAGUCAACUUGGUUAUAUGUGCGUAAAAACAAUAACAAGCUUUCCGGAAAGUUCACCAGCUAUUGACGGUGCUGUUUCAUUAUUUGAUUCAAAUAAUGGUCGUUUACUUUUGAUAGCUGAUGCACAAGAAAUAACUGCACGACGUACUGCAACGACUUCUUUUCUUGCAACUAAUUUAUUAGCAAUUUCAAAAUGGACAGAUGAUCAAAAGAAAAAUGCAACUUUAACUAUAGUUGGUUGUAGUACUCAAGGAGAAGCACAUCUUGAUGUUUUUACUGAAUUAUUUAAAUGGAAUAAGAUUUAUUUAUGGAGUCGAACUACGAAAAAUGCGAUUAAUUUACAAUUGGAAUAUUCAAAAAAAUUAAAUAAUAUCGAAAUAGUAGAAGAUUUAAAUGAUAAUCGUAUACAAGAAUCAGAUGUUAUUUGUACAUGUACAGCUAGUGAACAAGCUCUUAUUAGCUUGAAACAAGUGAAAAAAGGUGUACAUAUUAAUGCUGUUGGUUCAUUUCGUGCAACAAUGCGUGAACUUGCUGAUGAUCUUAUGUUAUCAUCAGAUACAAAUGUGAUUGUUGAUAGUCGAGAAAGUGCAAUGAAAGAAGCAGGUGAAAUAAUUCAAUCACAGGCUAAAAUUAUAGCUGAACUUGGAGAAUUAAUUAAUAAUGAAAAAUUUUGUCAGGAAAUAUCGAAUGAAAAAAUAACAAUUUUUAAAUCUGUUGGCAUCGCUAUUGAAGAUCUUGCAGCAGCUAUCGUUCUCCAAGAAUCAUUAAAGAAAAAUAAAAAAAAUGAUUAA